AUGACGUCGAGGGUGGGGAGGUUGCCGACAUGGAAGGAGAGGGAGAACAACAAGAGGAGGGAGAGACGGCGGAGGGCCAUAGCGGCGAAGAUAUUCUCCGGGCUGCGGGCGUACGGCAACUACAAGCUCCCCAAGCACUGCGACAACAACGAAGUCCUCAAGGCCCUCUGCGCUGAGGCAGGCUGGAUCGUUGAGGAGGACGGCACUACCUACCGCAAGGUAUUAUUUAUCUCCCUGCGUUCAUCUCGCCUGAGUCUCAGCUCUUAUCCCAUCUGGAUCUCGCGGGGAUUUUCCCAAUCUUUUUCCUGAUCUGAUCCGCAUCACGUGGACCUCUCGUAGCCUGCGAUCUCGCUUCUCUCUCAGAUCCUUGCCCUCGUUGAUGUUCCUCUAAUCUGACCGUUUCCGGUGCCGUCUGUUCGAUCCGGACAUCGAUCUCCUGCUACCCUUCAGGACGAUCGGCUUCGCGGGCUUUCGUUAUCUGCUCCUGAAUUUUUUUCAUUCUGUUUUUGAAACAUUCAAUAGGCAGUGGUUAUUAAUCCGCAAGGGAAGAUCUUGGAAGAUCCUGGCCCCACCCGUCUCUCCAGGUGCAGAUCUGGAGGCGUUCUUUUGAUCUGGUUUAACAGCCGUCUUCUUCUACCUUGUUGUUGCCAGGGAUGCAAACCAGCGCAGCCCAAUCCGGAAAUGGCCCCCGGCGGCACGCCGGCGAACUUCAGCCCCUGCUCCUCACCCUACCAGCCCAGCCCCCUCUCCUCCUCCUUCCCAAGCCCCGCCCCUUCUUACCACGCCAGCCCAUCGUCCUCCUCCUUCCCAAGCCCCUCCAGGCAGGAAAACUCUGCAAACCCCAACAUAGACCCCUCCCAUCUCCUCCCCUUCCUGCGUAACAUCGCCCUUCCACCCCUCCGAAUCUCAAACAGCGCCCCUGUUACGCCGCCGCUGUCCUCUCCGACGGCCUCCAGGCCACUCAAGCUGAGGAAAUCCGAGUGGGACUGUGCCGCCACCUUCCCCCACCCUCUGUUCGCCGUCUCUGCGCCGGCGAGUCCCACCCGCAAACCCGCCGCCAUACCGGAGUGCGACGAAUCCGACGCCUCCACCGUUGAUUCCGGGAGGUGGGUGAGCUUCCAGAUGGCCGCCCCCCCUUCUCCUACCUUCAACCUGGUCAACCCCAUCUCCCGCCCGCAAGCGGCGGCGGCGCCGGUCACAGCGAACGGCAUGAGCUUGCCGGAGAGGGGCCGAGGAGGGCCGGAGUUCGAGUUCGAGUGCCGGAGGGUGAAGCCGUGGGAAGGGGAGCGGAUCCACGAGGUCGGAGUGGACGACCUAGAGCUCACUCUUGGCGGCGCGAAGCAUCAGGUCCAGUUGAAUUCCGCUUGA
Messenger RNA from Spirodela intermedia, 1368 nucleotides. The record is from the annotation of a GenBank genome assembly. Lineage: Eukaryota; Viridiplantae; Streptophyta; Magnoliopsida; Alismatales; Araceae.